This is a messenger RNA of Cavenderia fasciculata, 783 nucleotides long. RefSeq lists its product as uncharacterized. The coding region runs from base 1 to 783 and encodes 260 amino acids. Lineage: Eukaryota; Evosea; Eumycetozoa; Acytosteliales; Cavenderiaceae. The transcript has a single exon. The record is from RefSeq and is a predicted model, not a curated record. Gene Ontology annotation, cellular component: mitochondrion.
AUGAAUCAAAAAGCAAGACAACUCUUAUUGGUUGUAGCAUCAUCAUCGACAAAGUCGACUGUAUCUUCAUCAUCAUCAGUUGCUACAUUUGGUUUGGGGUUAGUUCAACCCCGAAGAUCUCUUGUAUUUAAUAACAACGUUAAUAAUAAGAAUAGUAUUAUUAUUUCAUCGCGAUCAUCUCAAAAUAUAACAUUAUAUAAACCAUCAUCAUCAUCAUCAUUAUCAUCACUAUUUAAUAAUAAUAUCAACUACAACAACAAUAACAAUGUAUUCAUCAAAUCAGCAACACUCUUUAAUAAUCAUAAUAAUAGUAAUAGAUAUAAUAGUAUAAUAACAAUGACAAGUAAACAAUAUUCAACUAGUAAUAAUGUUGAACCACCAAAGAAUAAUAAUGAAAAUAAGAAACCAGAAGAACAAGAUACCAACAAUACUACAACAACUUUACAAACAAAUGAACAUGGUGAUUUGAUCAUGCCAACUGGAUUAUCAAUGGGACAAAAGAUUAAAUUCCUAUUCAAACAUUAUGGUGCGAUUGCUGUAGUUGUUCACUUUACAUUCUACCUUUCAACACUUGGAGCCAUCUAUGUUGCUCUUUCCAAUGGUGUUGACCUUCAAUCAGUGUUUGACAAGUUUGGUUUCGAACGUAGUUCACUCGGUGAAGGAUUAGGUGUAUUUGCAUUGGCAUUUGCAAUGAACAAAUUAACUGGUCUCAUUAGACUUCCAAUCACUCUAUUCACUGUUCCAAUUGUUGCCAGAUUCAUUAGAAAAUUAAGAAAUAAAUAA